This is a messenger RNA of Thamnophis sirtalis, 836 nucleotides long. The record is from RefSeq and is a predicted model, not a curated record. NCBI's taxonomy places the organism in Eukaryota, Metazoa, Chordata, Lepidosauria, Squamata, Natricidae.
CUUCCAAAUGGUGUCACCUACCAUACAGGCACAUAUCAAGAUAGAUUGGGAAAGCUGCAAGAACAUCUGCGCCAACUCUCAAUACUGUUUCGGAAACUGAGAUUGGUAUACGAUAAGUGCAAUGAGAAUUGUGCAGGACUUGAACCCAUUCCAAUAGAACAGCUCAUUCCUUACGUGGAAGAGGAUGGAUUUAAACAUGAUGACCGAGGAGCCACCAACCAGCUACUCUUUGCUAGUGAAGAAAGACGGGAAAUCAUGGAAGUUAUCAAGAAACUGAAACAGAAGAAUCAACAGCUGAAGCAAAUCAUGGAUCAAUUGCGGAAUCUCAUUUGGGACAUAAAUGCCAUGUUGGCAAUGAGGAACUGAAUACGUUUUCUUUCUACCACAUUGUGAUAUUUGAUAUUAUUUGUUAACAGAAGAAUAACUUUUUAAAGAAGACCACGGGUCUUUGAUGGUACUGUAAAUAAUAAUGUAUAUAUUUGUUAUACUUCAGUUAUGCAUAUUUAAGCCUUGAAAUUCAAUGUAAGUUUUCAUUUUCAGAUCCAGGAUGGACAACUUUUAUUUCUGAGGUUGGGGCAAUAGUUUCUUUUAUAUGAAAACAGUAUAAAGGUUUUUCAUGAAGAAAUCCAAAGAAUACUUUGUCCUAGAGCAGUGUUGGCGAUCCUUUUUGGCACUGAGUGCCAAAAUGGGAGCACGCGCACAGGGGAGCACCAGAAACCGGAAGAGCAGCUUCCCAGCAUGCAUGUGAAAAAGCAGUUCCCCAGUGCAUGUGCGCGCUGGGAAGCUGAGCUUCCAGUUUCCUACAAGCGCAUUCACUCCAGUCACCUGGUCUUCCG